AUGCCACUCCACGCCGACCUUCUCGUUCGGCUUCGCAACGCCAGCAUGGCUAGAAUGCGUAGCGUUCCCGUGCCCUACACGCAGGCGAACCUCUCGAUCCUUUCCAUCCUCCUGCAGCAAGGCUUCAUCCACUCGAUGACAAAAGGCACCGUGAAUCACAUUUCCGACCCAGCAGCAUUCAAAGCUGCCACUCUGCCCGCACAACGGCUUUGGGUCAACUUGAAGUACUCGCGCAAUGACACGCCCGUGCUUUCCACGCUCGAUCUGGUGUCGAAGCCCAGCAAGCGCAUCUGGAUGGACAGGGAGGAGCUUGUUCGCUUUGUGAGCUUUAGGAGGAGUCAAUUUGUGAGGCCGUUGGAGAUGGGGGAGGUGGCGAUCGUGGACUGUGGAAAGGAGGGGUGGUGGGAGGCUAGAGAGGCUGUCAAGAGAGGGAUCAAGGGUGGGGAGGUGGUUGCUAGGGCUGCGUAG
Messenger RNA from Jaminaea rosea, 468 nucleotides. RefSeq names its product ribosomal protein S8. Gene Ontology annotation, biological process: translation. The coding region runs from base 1 to 468 and encodes 155 amino acids. NCBI's taxonomy places the organism in Eukaryota, Fungi, Basidiomycota, Exobasidiomycetes, Microstromatales. Gene Ontology annotation, molecular function: structural constituent of ribosome. The transcript has a single exon. Gene Ontology annotation, cellular component: ribosome. The record is from RefSeq and is a predicted model, not a curated record.